CAGUCAGGUGAUUGGUGGGAGGUGGUCAGCUGAUCGGUGCGGGCCGGUGGCAGUGCUGGCUUCUCCUCCGCUCAGUGUCACAUCCAGCGGCUGCACGGAGCGUCCUGUUCUCCUCUCGUCACCAUGAACGGUCACCUGCUGCUGUAUUCCGGGGUCACCGUGGCCUUCUGGGCGACCCUCAUCAUCGUAGGUACCUGCUACACGAUAUUUGACCUGGGAUUCCGCUUUGAUGUCGCCUGGUUCCUGACGGAGACGUCCCCGUACAUGUGGGCCAACCUGGGCAUCGGACUUGCCAUCUCCCUGUCUGUGGUGGGUGCUGCAUGGGGGAUCUACAUCACUGGCUCCAGUAUCCUGGGGGGAGGCGUGAAAGCCCCGCGCAUUAAGACGAAGAACCUGGUCAGUAUCAUCUUCUGUGAGGCGGUGGCGAUCUACGGCAUCAUCAUGGCCAUUGUCAUCAGCAACAUGGUGGAGCAAUUCCGAGGGAACACUCCUGAAACCAUCGGGAACUCCAACUAUCAUGCAGGGUUCUCCAUGUUUGGCGCCGGCCUCACUGUGGGAUUCUCCAACCUCUUCUGUGGGAUAUGUGUGGGAAUUGUCGGCAGCGGAGCCGCCCUGGCCGAUGCGCAGAACCCCAGCCUCUUCGUGAAAAUUCUGAUUGUGGAGAUCUUCGGCAGCGCCAUCGGGCUGUUUGGAGUGAUUGUCGCCAUCCUGCAGACGUCUAAAGUAAAGAUGGGAAACUGAAGGCUGAUAGUUUGGAGGACACAGACUUUCUUCCGUGCGCUCACAGGCGCCGCUGAUCCCAGCCCGGCCGUCUUUCGUUCCUCGCGUGCUGUACCAUGUGUAUAUAUUUCAUUGUGAUAAGUAUAUAGAUUUAUUGCUGGAGAUUGGUCCUGUCUAGACGAGGGCCAGAGAAGCGGCGCCCCCCUCCUGGUCAUGUGAUCACGGCGUGUAAUAAAUCCCUCCCCUCCUGUUACGGUCACUUUCCCACAGUGUUGAGUAUUUUGUGUGAUUUCACUCCUGCCGCCAUAUCCUCUGGACCGGGUCUAUAGCUGCCCCCUCAGCCCAACACAGGGGGCGCUCUCUAGCGCUGCACGCACUGGUGCGGGACAUUAGGGGGCGCUCUCUAGCGCUGCACGCACUGGUGCGGGACAUUAGGG
Bufo bufo (common toad) is the source of this 1157-nucleotide messenger RNA. It is a transcript of the gene ATP6V0B, whose product is annotated as ATPase H+ transporting V0 subunit b. The record is from RefSeq and is a predicted model, not a curated record. NCBI's taxonomy places the organism in Eukaryota, Metazoa, Chordata, Amphibia, Anura, Bufonidae. Gene Ontology annotation, cellular component: proton-transporting V-type ATPase, V0 domain. Gene Ontology annotation, molecular function: proton-transporting ATPase activity, rotational mechanism. The transcript has 8 exons. Gene Ontology annotation, biological process: proton transmembrane transport. Bases 124 to 741 code for a protein of 205 amino acids.